Molecule: messenger RNA, 725 nt
Organism: Colletotrichum phormii
Lineage: Eukaryota; Fungi; Ascomycota; Sordariomycetes; Glomerellales; Glomerellaceae
Exons: 2
Coding region: 155-640 (161 amino acids)
Source: RefSeq, a predicted model, not a curated record
CUUGGCAACUUUGACGGCGUCACCUGCCCAGGCGCCAAACGCCUCGUAAUAGGCCUCGUCGUCGUCUCGGUCAUCUGCUUCUUGGCAAUCUACUUCGCAGUACACUUCCGCAUCUAACCUAGCGCGCGACAAAAAGACCUUCCGUUCCCUCGCCAUGGACCUCGAAGAGCUCCAAAAAGUCCACAAGACGCUCAAGAACCAGCACGAGUUUAUUCGCGAGGACAGUCGUAACUUGCAAAUGACGUUGGACUUUUACAUCAAGGAGUUUGGUAUGCACCCGCGCCAUAAUCAAUUGAGAUUCGAGCCUGGGCAUAAACAGCAGGCCUCGGGUGUGGCCGACACCGGCGGUCUUUCGGGCCAUGGAAGCGUGCGGGAGGACGACGACGUCUUUGUGGUUCAACGGCCUUCCGAGGAGUCCGUGAGAGGCGGGGGUGAGGAAAGCGAUGUUCCGGCCGAUGGUGACCGUGUUCCACGGUACAGCGAGGAGCAGAAGAAGAAGAAGGCGAAGCCGCCACGGAUUGAGGCCAUUGCAGCUGGUAUGCAAGAUGUUCCGCUGACGCCCCCCGUUCAGGGGCAAGGUCCUAGAUUACAGACAUAUCAAUGUGGUUUUUCAGCUUUUGCUCUGGACUUGCUUUGCUAAGGUACUCGACAUCUCAGAGUCAGUAAGGUGAGUUGCAGGGUUUGAAUUUGACGUACUCUCUUAUUCGCCUCAAGGGCUUUGCACC